AUGACUCUUUCGGCUACUCAAUUGGGUCUCUGUCUUCAGUCCUAUUGGUACAUGUGGUUAACUAGUGGCUUAUCGGGAUUGGUUUUUAUCGGUAUUGAUAUUGGCAUUGCUGCAUUUUUCAUGGCAAAAUUUAAAAAGAAAAAUGGACCAGCGCGUGAACGUCCACCAAGCACUGCUCAAAAUCGACCGAUGACUCCUAUUGAAAUUGAUAACAUCGAUUAUUCGUAUAGACAAAAUACAAGUAGAGGCUCUGCUACACGAAGCACUUCUGGUUUAAUAUCAAAUAACUCCAGUUCGACGGAUGAUGUUGAAGAUUUUGCUCAAACAACCUGUCAAUUAGUGAAUGAAAUACGCAAGCAGUAUGAUGCUCCAUCCGUGGAAGUAGACGAUCAGCUAACUGUUAUUGCUCAAGAUUGGGCUAAUCAAAUGGCUCUUACUGGUAAAUUAGAACAUAGACCUCUUGAAUAUCGGAAUUUUGGACGGCAAUCACUUGGUGAAAAUUUCAUCGCUGUCUUUAAGAAAGAAUUAACAGCUAAUAGAAUGCUACGAAAAUGGUUGAAAGAAGGAAGUGUAUACAGAUUUGGUCAUGAUGGAGGUAGAGAAACCAACAAUUUUACACAAUUAGUUUGGCAUGGAUCACGAGAAAUUGGUGUUGGUCGAGCUCAAUCACCUGAUGGGAAUUGGUGGUAUGGCGUCGUUGUAUUUGACCCGCCUGGUAACAUUCCAAAUCAAUAUGCACAGCAUGUAACACUACCACGCACAUAA
Rotaria socialis is the source of this 765-nucleotide messenger RNA. The record is from the annotation of a GenBank genome assembly. NCBI's taxonomy places the organism in Eukaryota, Metazoa, Rotifera, Eurotatoria, Philodinida, Philodinidae.